Molecule: messenger RNA, 1083 nt
Organism: Colletotrichum paranaense
Lineage: Eukaryota; Fungi; Ascomycota; Sordariomycetes; Glomerellales; Glomerellaceae
Product: D-isomer specific 2-hydroxyacid dehydrogenase
Exons: 3
Coding region: 1-1083 (360 amino acids)
Molecular function (GO): NAD binding
Source: RefSeq, a predicted model, not a curated record
AUGGCCGACCCCGCGACAGAAGUAAAGAAGCCCGCCCGCCCGCCUUCGGCUACGCACCACGUCAUCGUCAAGCUCGAGACGAUCCACGUGCCGCCUCCGGAGGUCAAUGAUGGUGACCUGGGACCGGGAGUGACGCACGAGGUUAUUGGGUACGAGUAUACCCGGCCCUCGGAGAGCGCCGUCGCGGCGGCGAGGGCGUGGCCUGCGAGCGUGCUGAUUACGACGACUGUGCCUAUUAAUAAGGAGACGCUCGGGGAGGCGCCGUAUUUGCGUCGCGGCGUGACCGUAAUAUACUCGCCCAACGCGACAGUCGAAGCCGUCUCCGAGCACGCCCUCGGCUUGUACUUCUCAUCCCGCCGACGCUUCGUGACGCUCCACAACACGAUGAUGGACCACGCUGAGGGCCGCCCGAACCCCUGGCGCGCAAAGGGGAGCAUGUCCUCCCUCCUCCUCGACAGUGAGGGCCGCCCGCCGCAUACGUGCGGCAACGAGGUGGUGGGGAUGAUCGGCUACGGGCCCAUAGGGCAGCGCGUCGCCAAGAUGUGUCGCUCGCUGGGCAUGAAGGUCCUCGUCGCUGCGAGGAAGAACGAUGCCGCGCCUGCUGUGAACGGUAACGGGGUAACUCCCGCUGCCGCCGCUCAGCCGAAUGGCAACGGAGACGUCCACCGCACGCCCUUCGCAGAGGUCAUCUGUCGCGCAACGACACUCUUCCUCAUCGUGCCCCUCACGGCAGAGACCAAAAACCUCGUCGGCGAGGCUGAGAUGGCGACGAUGAGGUCUGACGCCGUGAUUAUCAACGUCGGGCGGGGCGGGACCGUGAAUGAGGCUGCGCUGGUGGUAGCGUUGCGGGAGGGUAGGAUCUCGGGGGCGGCGACGGAUGUUUACGAGGUUGAGCCGGCGGGGAGUGGGCAGGAUAGUGUGUUACUGGGGGAGGAGGCCAAGGGCUUAAACUUGACGCUGACGCCGCAUUUGGCGUGGUGCGCCGAUCAGACGAGAGUGAAUAUCCGGAGGGUUGUCGGGGAGAAUGUGAGGUUGUUUUUCGGGGGCGGGAAGGGUAGUAAUGUUGUGCUUGAUAUGCGGUGA